CCCUGGGAAAACCCCUCACCUACACUUCCUAUCCCCUGUGCAGACUAAAGGCUCUGUCCUCCACUCUGCAGCUCCAGGACGGUGCAGCUGCAGGGCUGACCAUGGACCCCCAUCUCAGCUCCCUCCUGGUCCUCGUGCUCUGCCUGGGCCAGACCAUCCACAUGCAGAACAGGGCCCUGCCCAAACCCUCCAUCACCGCGGAACUGGAUCCUGUGAUCUGCCGGGGUCGGCCUGCAACCAUCGUGUGCCGGGGCCCAGCCUGGGCUGACACAUUCCGUCUGGUGGAGAAGGAGAAUAUAUCUGCGUAUAGGGAUGAGAAACUCCCUUCUCAACAUGGCUCCCAGGGGGCAGAAGCCAGGUUCCUCAUCGAGGCAGUGAGUGAGGUCACGGCCAGGAGUUAUUUCUGCUUCUACAGUAAAGGGAUCAGCUGGUCUGAGUUCAGUGAGCCUCUGGAGCUGAGGAUGGCAGGCGAGGAUGGCUCCACUCCACCCUCAGCCCCUGCCUCCCUGAAUUACACAGUGGGGAACUCAGUAUGCAUCGGCCUAUCUUGUGUGGUGUUGCUGAUCCUGGUGGUGAUUCUGGCAGAGGCUGGGCACAGCUGGCACAGGUGGCCACACCAACCACAUGAUUGGAGACAAGAAAGCAGACACCAGAGAAAUUAGACUCCCGGCCCCAGGAGGACCCUCCCCAGUGCCCCAGGUUCCCAUUGGAGCCCAAAAGACCAAAGCCACCCACGUUUUGUGAAUUUCCCAGUGCACCUCGUGAGGCUGCGCUGUGCACGGGACUCUGUUCUUGGAAGGGUGCAGGAGCAGCGGGGACCUGGCCUCCUGUGUGGUCCAUCUCCUCCUCCAGGGUUUGGCUCCAGACCUGACCCUCACCCACUCACAGUCCUGCCCCACUACUGCCUGGGUCUCCCUCCUCUCCCGGAUCUCAGACAGGCCCCAGGUCCCUGCAGCCUCUGCCUCCCUCUUCCUCCUCCUGGAGCCCUGCAUUCUCACCUGCUUUCUGAGGACCGGGCAUGUGCUGCUGAAGACGUUGGUCUUGCCCACACCUGUCACCUGUGGAACUGCACCUGUUCUGGGCCCCUGCUCACCCACCUCUGUUCCUGGAAUGGUCUCUGCCUCCUGCAUCUGUCCUCUUGGGUCCCUGCUGACUUGGAUCUAAAGUCCAGGGAAGGCUCUUGGCCAAAACCACAGUGCGAUACCACCUCACACUCCUCAGGACGAGUAUUGCUGAAAUCAUUUUUAAAUGGUGGGCACUAGACUUCCUGGGGUGAUCACUUCAUAAGGUAUAUAAAUGUCUAACCCCUGUGCUGUACACUUGAAAUAAGAUAUUGUAUGUCUAUUGUAAUUGAAGAGUAAAUUAAACAUAAU
Messenger RNA from Phyllostomus hastatus (greater spear-nosed bat), 1373 nucleotides. Its product is annotated as leukocyte-associated immunoglobulin-like receptor 2. NCBI's taxonomy places the organism in Eukaryota, Metazoa, Chordata, Mammalia, Chiroptera, Phyllostomidae. The transcript has 4 exons. The record is from RefSeq and is a predicted model, not a curated record. The coding region runs from base 102 to 662 and encodes 186 amino acids.